GACAAAGAUAAAAUAAUCAACUCUUUCGUUCCUGUUUUUCUUUUUUUUUUUAAAUUAAAGUGCUCAGGUGCGCUCAUCUGCACCAGCUGGGAUUUUUUAUCUCCAGUUUUUCAACCUGACAAGUCUGAGAAGAAGGAAAGAAGAAGUGCGUUUUUAAUUUGGAUUCCGGACUUCUUUUACUGACUUUUCGCUCCUUUUUUGUGCAUCAAGCAUGGAUGUGUUGGCGAAUUACAGUAUUUUCCAGGAACUCCAACUCGUUCAUGACACUGGUUAUUUCUCUGCGAUGCCUUCCCUGGAGGAGAACUGGCAGCAGACAUGUCUAGAGUUGGAGCGGUACCUACAGACGGAGCCCAAGCGACUCUCAGAGCUCUUUGAUGAGGAGCUGGACUGUCUCUUAACGCCGACCUUCAUGCAGGGAGGCGACAGUGACGAGGACCUGAUGGACCCCCUCCUUCCCAGCCUCCCUGACCAGCCUAGCCCACUUCCACUACUGGUAGCCCUUCCCAAGGUCCAGGCCAAAAUCCUCCAGGUGCCCAACCCCAGCAGGACCAUAGCAGAGGCAGGGACGGAGACCCCCACACCAAAGGACCAAGUCCUGGCAGGAGUUAGUGCCGCACAGCUCAGCGCCGCCGUUACAUCCCUAACACCACCAUCGUCACCAGAGCUCGGCCGCCACCUCAUCAAACCCACACAGACACUGACUGCGACGGCAGACGGUACACUAACGCUCAAAUUUGUGGCGAAGAAGGUGGGGUUGGGGGCGGCUAAACUGGUGGCAGCACGAGCGUUACCGUCACCUCCGAGCCGAGGGGGAGCCCUCAGUGACAGCGAGCAGGGAGGAGGAGGAAGUCUGGGAGGAGACGUACCUGAGAACAAAAAGAGAGUCCACCGGUGCCAGUUUAACGGCUGCAGGAAGGUUUACACCAAGAGCUCCCACCUGAAGGCACAUCAGAGGACUCACACAGGUGAGAAGCCCUACAAGUGCUCAUGGGAGGGCUGCGAAUGGCGUUUUGCCCGCAGUGACGAGUUGACGCGACAUUACCGCAAACACACCGGAGCGAAGCCAUUCAAGUGCAACCACUGCGACAGGUGUUUCUCUCGGUCGGACCACCUGGCCCUGCACAUGAAGAGGCACAUCUGAGGGCGAAAAGAAAAGGAGCGGGAGAGGGGAAGAAGCAAGAGGAGAAAAAAGGAGGAGGAGGAGGAGGAGGAGAGAUAGGAGGAGGAGGAGAGGAAUGGGCAGUCGAGCUACCAACCGCCCGCCUUGUUCACCCCGUCCAUAAACCAGUCAGCGGCCAUGACGCCUGCAGGGCAGCGCAUCCAUCUGAGAGGGUCAUAAA
Messenger RNA from Plectropomus leopardus (leopard coralgrouper), 1340 nucleotides. RefSeq names its product Kruppel like factor 7b (gene klf7b). Gene Ontology annotation, molecular function: RNA polymerase II cis-regulatory region sequence-specific DNA binding; DNA-binding transcription factor activity, RNA polymerase II-specific. Gene Ontology annotation, biological process: regulation of transcription by RNA polymerase II. The record is from RefSeq and is a predicted model, not a curated record. Lineage: Eukaryota; Metazoa; Chordata; Actinopteri; Perciformes; Serranidae.